CUUUCUAGUGUCCAAGAUGAGGCUGUGGACAAAAGCACCUUUAAGCAAUGCAACCAGAUUGCUUUUUACAGGCGUCAGAAACUUCUACAUCCUGGAAAGUCCUUGUAUCGAGCAUUGUUGGAUUCAGUCACGUUAAGUGAGAAGAAUGUCAAAUUCCAAGUUAUUCAUGAGGAGAACAAGGUUCUUCUACAGGUAGAAGUUUCUGAAGUAGAAGGCAAUAUUUUCAGGCUUAAAAUUGAUGAGGCAGCUCCUCUCAGAGCAAGAUACAAAGUUCCUGAUGUUCUUAUAAAGGAACCUACUACCCAGAGACUCUUCAUAUCCCAGAAGGAGGCAGGUGUUUUGGUGCUGUCAAGUGUUAAUGAGGACUACAAAUUUCAAGUCACAGCAAACCCCUUCCAGAUUGAGCUACAGGCCAAGGGAGAGGCUGUUGUGGGUAUGAAUUCCAGUGGGUUGUUAUGUUUUGAGCACCUACAACCACCUCCCCGUGACAGAAAACCUACAGCAGAAGACAAGGAGGAGGCAGCAAGUGAUUCCUCUAAGGAGAAACAAGAGGACCUAGGUCUCUGGCAAGAGAAAUUUUGUAGCUUCUUAGACAUCAAAGCUCAUGGUCCUAGUUCUGUAGGCAUGGACUUCUCUUUACAUGGAUUUGAACAUGUUUAUGGAAUACCACAACACGCAGAAGCACUUCUUCUCAAAAAUACCAGUGAUGGUGAUGCCUACCGGCUUUAUAAUUUGGAUAUUUUUGGCCACAAGAUACAUGACAAAAUAGGCAUUUAUGGUUCAGUGCCCCUUCUCUUAGCACACAAGCCUAACAGAACUUCAGGAAUCUUCUGGCUGAACUCUUCAGAAACGCUGGUGGAUAUUAGUAGAAAGGCAGUAGCUGAGCACAUGCCAUCUGGAUCGUCUGCAGAGACUGCUAAGCAGAGAGCAGUGCCUCUAACUGAUGUGUGCUGGAUGUCAGAAAGCGGCAUCAUUGAUGUUUUCCUCCUGAUGGGACCCACCGCGUUUGAUGUCUUCAAGCAGUUUGCACAACUGACAGGCACUCAGGCCUUGCCCCCUCUUUUUUCUCUGGGCUAUCAUCAGUGCCGCUGGAAUUAUGAGGAUGAGCAAGAUGUCAAGGCAGUAGAUGCUGGCUUUGAUGAACAUGACAUUCCUUAUGAUGUGAUAUGGCUGGACAUAGAGCACACAGAUGGCAAAAGGUAUUUUACUUGGGACAAAAAGAAAUUCCAGAACCCCAGAAAGAUGCAAGAACAUCUCAGGAAGAAAAAACGCAAGCUUGUCGUCAUUGUAGAUCCUCACAUUAAGGUUGAUCCCACAUAUACCCUGUAUUCACAGGCAAAAGACAAGGGAUAUUUUGUGAAAGACAGGAAUGGGCAAGAUUUUGAGGGCAUCUGUUGGCCAGGUUCCUCAUGUUACCUGGAUUUCACCAAUCCUGAAGUGCGAAAAUGGUAUGCAGAUCAAUUUGCCUUCAAAGCAUACAAGGGAUCCACUAAUAUCCUCUUCGUAUGGAAUGACAUGAAUGAGCCUUCAGUCUUCAAAGGGGCAGAACUAACAAUGCCGAAAGAUGCAGUGCACUACAACAACUGGGAACAUCGGGAAGUACACAACCUCUAUGGAUUCUACCAGCAAAUGGCAACCGCAGAAGGACUCAUCAGACGUUCUUCAGGAAAAGAGAGACCAUUUGUCCUCACACGAUCUUUCUUUGCUGGAUCACAGAAGUACGGGGCAGUGUGGACCGGAGACAACACAGCUGAGUGGGGUUACUUGAAAAUAUCCAUUCCGAUGCUUCUCACCAUAAGCAUGGCAGGGAUUUCAUUCUGUGGAGCUGAUGUGGGAGGGUUUAUUGGAGAUCCAGAACCAGAAUUACUUGUUCGCUGGUAUCAGGCUGGAGCCUACCAGCCGUUCUUCAGAGGUCAUUCUAACAUGGAGAGCAAACGGCGAGAACCGUGGCUCUUUGGGGAGAAGAACACCCAGAUCAUCAGGGAAGCCAUUAGAGAGCGCUACGUCCUCCUGCCAUACUUAUACACACUGUUCUAUCGGGCACACACGGCGGCUGAACCCGUUAUGAGGCCUCUCUGGGUAGAGUUUCCAGGGAAAAUAGAAACUUUUGCCGUGGAAAAUGAGUACAUGCUGGGAAAUGCUUUGUUGGUGCAUCCAAUCACAGAGCAAGAGGCCAAGACAGUGAGUGUUCUGCUUCCAGGGUCAGAGGAGAUUUGGUAUGAUUUCAGAAAAUUUAAACAAAUGGAAGAUCCAGGCACUCUGAAGAUCCCAGUAACACUGGAGAAUAUUCCUGUAUUCCAGCGGGGGGGCAGUGUGAUACCUCUGAAGACCACGGCUGGAAAAUCCACUGAAUGGAUGAUAGAUAUUUCUUAUGAACUCCACGUGGCCCUGGACACAGAGGCCUGUGCAAUGGGUGAGCUCUACCUAGAUGAUGGGCAUUCAUUUCAAUAUCUCCACAAGAAGCAGUUCCUGUAUCGCAAAUUCACUUUCUACAAGAACAUUCUCUCUUCCAGGUGCACAGCUGGAAGUGGACAAUACCACACUACAUGUGUGGUUGAGCGGGUGAUAAUUCUGGGAUUUGGACAGCAACCCACUUUUGUGACAGCCUGUUCCAAGGAUGGGAAAGAAAAAGAAGUGGUUUUCACAUAUGAUAAGACGACCUCUGCACUGACGCUGGAAAAUUUAGCCCUGCGUGUUGAUGCUGACUGGAAGAUUUGCAUUAACUGA
Opisthocomus hoazin is the source of this 2727-nucleotide messenger RNA. The record is from RefSeq and is a predicted model, not a curated record. Lineage: Eukaryota; Metazoa; Chordata; Aves; Opisthocomiformes; Opisthocomidae.